AUGGCCCCUUUCCAAGGGUCGGGGGCCGCGCCACGCCUAGGAUCCGGAAAAGGGACAUGCCACUGCUUCCGGGAGCCACUUGAGCUUUGGAACAAUUAUUUCCACCUGGCAGUUGCCUUCCUCACCCAGGAUUCCCUGCAGCUGGAGAACUUCUCCCAGGCGAAGCGCACCACCAUCCUUGCCAAGUACGGAGACAUGAGAGCCACCAUUGGAGCCGCCAUCCGGGACAUGUGGUACAACCUAGGCCAUCACAAGAUUCGGUUUAUCCCUGGCAUGGUGGGCCCCAUCCUGGAGAUGACGCUGGUGCCCGAGCUGGAGCUGCGCAAAUCCACCAUCCCCAUCUUCUUCGACAUGAUGCUGUGCGAGUACCAGCUGACCAAGGCCUUCAGCAUGUUCGAGGACGAGAUCCUGCGCAAGCUGGACAGCGAAGUGGAGGGAGGCCGUGGGGACGAGCAGUACAAGCAGCUCUUCCAGAGCAUCCUCCUCAGCUGCUGCCAGAAUCACCCCGAGCUGGCCAAGCCCAGUGAGAAGUUCGUGGCCCUGGUCACGGGCCUCCUGGAGCGGUUGCUGGACUAUCGCGCUGUCAUGAACGACGAGAACAAGACCUACAGCAUGAGCUGCACCGUCAACCUGCUGAACUUCUACAAGGAAAUCGACCGCCGGGCCAUGUACAUCAG
Messenger RNA from Terrapene triunguis (Three-toed box turtle), 677 nucleotides. RefSeq names its product dedicator of cytokinesis protein 1-like. Gene Ontology annotation, cellular component: cytoplasm; plasma membrane. The annotation marks the transcript as partial. Gene Ontology annotation, biological process: cell migration; small GTPase-mediated signal transduction. Gene Ontology annotation, molecular function: small GTPase binding; guanyl-nucleotide exchange factor activity. The record is from RefSeq and is a predicted model, not a curated record. The transcript is spliced from 7 exons. Lineage: Eukaryota; Metazoa; Chordata; Testudines; Emydidae.